CCCCUUCCCUCCCCUCGCAGCGCAGACGCGGGCCCGGGCAGGGAGCCGAGCCGAGUCGAGCCGCGGCGGACAGGAGCUGGUCCCCGCGGGCGGGGGCUCUGAGGCGUCGGCGCGGAGCGGAGGUGCUGAAUAGCCAUUAACAAGAUGGCUUCACCAGGUCCCCCAGGAACUCGUAUGACCUCUACAGUCAGCAUCAAUAUUUCUACCCCUACCUUCUACAACCCUCAAAAGAAGUUUGCUCCUGUGGUUGCUCCCAAACCUAAAGUGAACCCCUUCAAAGAUGGGGGAGCUGUACCUGUUGGUCCUUCUGAGUCACCUCUGCCACAGCCUCCUGGGGCUGGUGCACAACGUGCCCAAAUAGGGAAGGUGGGGGAGAUCCCACCAGCUUCUACACCUGAGCUUGCUGAAGAAUUGCCGCUGCCACCCCCACCCCCUCUGGGAGAGGAGAUGGCACUCUCUCCAAACAGUACUUUUCUCCCUCCACCACCACCCUUUGAAGAACCAUUCCCCCCAGCCCCAGAGGAGGUUUUUCCUUCUCCUCCUCCACCCAUGGCUGAGGGCCUUGGGACUGGAGUGUCCAUCCCACAGGUACGUGGGAAAGUGAGCAGCAUAGAUCUGGAGAUUGACUCUCUGUCCUCAAUGUUGGAUGACAUGGAGAAGAAUGACCCUUUCAAAUCCCGGGCAUCUCCUGGAUCUACAGUUCCCCUGAGAACACCUGCUCUUAAAAGCCAUGUGGAAACUAUGUCUGCAGUGAAAGAUCCUCCAGUUCCUGCUUCUUUCCCCCCCAAGAUCACACCAAAACCCAGUGGAGGCUUCACACCUAAACCUCCUGGGGUGGAUGUGGCCCCAGCUUCAACCCCUUGGGCAGCACCAGUGCAGUGCAGAAAAUCCCCAGCCACAGAGCCACAAGUGCCAGCUCCAGUUGCUCCUCCUUUACCAGCCCACCCUGCUCCUAAAUUCAACCCAUCACCCACUGUAAGCUCCCCCAAACUUGGAUCCAAACCAAGUGCUAGUGCUCCAGGUGUUCCCCCUAGCUCCAUGAGAUUUAAUGCUACUGUUCCUGGCCAGACCCGAUUUACAGCCCCUUCAGCUGGGGUUUCAGCUCCAAGGCCACAGCCCCCUACUUUUGCCUAUGCCCAGCAACGGGAGAAACCCCCAGUACAGGAGAAGCUGCGUCCCACAGGACAGCCGCCUACUGUCUGUGACAAGCCAAGAAUCCCUGGAGGUACUGGCUCUGAAUCUCCCAGGGGUAACUCCUUGUUGACCAUGAAGGAGGUAGAAGAGCUAGAGAUGCUGACACAGAAGCUCAUGAAGGACAUGGAGCAGUCUCCGCAGGUGGAAGCUUCAACUUCUGCAGAGCUCUGUGGUUUUUGUCAGAAGCCCCUGUCACGAACUCAGCCAGCUGUGCGUGCCUUGGACUGCCUCUUCCAUGUUGAGUGCUUCACCUGCUUCAAGUGUGAGAAGCAGCUGCAGGGGCAACAGUUCUACAAUGUGGAUGAGAAACCCUUCUGUGAGGAGUGCUAUGCUGGCACCCUGGAGAAGUGUAGUGUCUGCAAACAGACUAUUACAGACCGGAUGCUGAAGGCCACAGGCAAUGCUUAUCAUCCUCAGUGCUUCACUUGUGUGGUGUGCCACUGCACUCUUGAGGGCACUUCUUUCAUUGUGGACCAGGCCAAUCAGCCCCAUUGUGUGGAUGACUACCAUAGAAAGUAUGCCCCCCGCUGCUCGGUUUGUGCUGAGCCCAUCAUGCCAGAGCCUGGGAAGGAUGAGACUGUCCGUGUGGUGGCACUGGAGAAAAACUUCCACAUGAAGUGCUACAAGUGUGAGGACUGCGGGAAGCCUCUGUCUAUUGAGGCAGAUGAGAGAGGUUGCUUUCCGCUGGAUGGGCAUGUGCUGUGUAUGAAGUGUCACACCACACGUGCCAAAGCUGUGCACUGAUUUGAGGCACACCCCUGACACAACUGCACCCUAAACUGCAUUUCCUUCCCCACAAUUGUCCAACUGUCUGCUGUGCAGGGCACAUUUCUCAAGGGACUCUGGAGAGUGAUAGCUUUCAUCAUAUGCAUAUUCUAUUUCCAGCCCCUCCCUUCAAGCACUCGUCAGGACAAGAUUCCCUUCUACAAUCCCCAGUUCCCUACCUGCAGUGCAUUCCAGACUGUGGGGAGUAACAUGGAAGUUGCAAGAGAUCGUUCUGUUCCCAUAAGCUGCCCUUAAAAGGACACAUCUUAGCAGCCCUAGAGAAAAGUGGCUUUGCUUCCAAUUCUGUCUUCACACUUUUGGCUCACUUGGUGAGAAUAAAAUACCUGAUGGCUGAGAGGUGGUCUAAAGCUCAGGGUACGUUCUGCUCUUUGGAGUAGAAGUACAGUUAUUUGGCAUUGAGAGUGACAAGAUGAUGGGUACUGCCAUCUGUUCCUUUUUCCUGCUGGCUCCCAAGGGCUCCUAUAGAUGCGCAGGGAGCCUGCUCUGACAUGCUAGAAAUUCCAGCACGUUGGAGUAAACUUGAUUACCCGAGUCUGUUGGAACAUGAAAAUUUAAUGCGCUCUGGCAGCCUUCUCUGUCAUGUGUAUCACCAUCCCCACGCUGAAAAGAUGGUGGUAGGGCACUUUGAAAUAAAACACAUUCAGUGAGCUUUAGUUCAAAGCGCCCUGCCACCAUUUUUUCAGUUUGGGGACAUAGAUGCACCUGAUGCGUGGGCACUUUUUUAACUGGCACAGCUUGCUAAUUAAAGCACCUGGUGCUGCAUCCCAGAGCACGUGUAAAAAUUCCCUAAGAUACCACUCUGCCCUUCCUUCUUCCUGACUUCAGACUAACACAGUUAACUACCUCUCUAGACUGGAAAAUGUUAAUAGCUUUCCUUUGAUGGAUCUUACUGGCUGGGUUAAACCAUAUGUAGAAGUUCCGUAUGUUUAGGGAACUUUCACGCUUCUUUCCAAAAGUUAGUUGCUUCCCAGAUCCUGUCAGCCAUUUUUAUCUGUGGCACUUGGUCUAGCCACCUCUGAGAAGCAAAAUUUAUCAGAAGUCCUGAGAGUGCAUUGUGGGGAAUGGCCACAGGGCACAAGGUGAAGAUCUGGUAGAAGGGUGUGUCUUCAACUGGUGAAAAUUGAUAAUCAAAAUGUACUGGCUGACUUUGCCUGUCACUGUCUUGAGCCCCUCUUUCUGGACUAGAGCCUCUUGGGGACCAAACAGGUAUUUUACAAUGGAUACUAUGUUGUCUAGCCACAGACAUCUAAUAAAACCUUUUCUUUUUUUUUUUU
Alligator mississippiensis (American alligator) is the source of this 3254-nucleotide messenger RNA. RefSeq names its product zyxin (gene ZYX). The record is from RefSeq and is a predicted model, not a curated record. NCBI's taxonomy places the organism in Eukaryota, Metazoa, Chordata, Crocodylia, Alligatoridae. The coding region runs from base 145 to 1938 and encodes 597 amino acids. Gene Ontology annotation, biological process: integrin-mediated signaling pathway; transforming growth factor beta receptor signaling pathway. The transcript is spliced from 10 exons.